Messenger RNA from Racocetra fulgida, 420 nucleotides. NCBI's taxonomy places the organism in Eukaryota, Fungi, Glomeromycota, Glomeromycetes, Diversisporales, Gigasporaceae. The record is from the annotation of a GenBank genome assembly.
AUGCAGAUGGAAAAUAAUGAUCAGUCUAACAACUUUAUGAAUUUUUUACUGCGAAUUGGUGAUGGUAGUGAAUCAGCUAUUAAUAGUGAUAUGAUUAAAAUUCCUGAUCAGAUGAUAAUACUAUGGCUAAAUGAGCAAGAUUCAUUACAGAAUCUUAUUGAUGCAAUUUCAACAACUAAGAAUGAGUACAUUGAUUACUUGAAUAAAAAAAUCAUCGAGCAAUUUCCUAGAACUUCCAAACCAUUUUAUGCUUAUGAUUCAGUACUUAAUGAUAUGAAUAAUAUCUAUCAGACCAAAUUUCUUAACUCUCUAACACCUAAUGGUCUACCACCUUAUGAAUUAAUGCUUAAAGUUGGUGACCCCAUUAUAUGUUUAUGCAAUUUAGAUUCAAAAAUAGGCUAUACAAUGGGACAAGAUUAA